AUGAUGCUUCAACACACAGGCCAGGCGUCUGCCUCGGAAGUCAGUGCCUCUGCCAUCGUCCCGUGCCUGUCUCCUCCCGGGUCACUAGUGUUUGAGGAUUUUGCCAACUUGACUCCCUUUGUCAAAGAAGAGCUGAGGUUCGCCAUCCAGAACAAGCACCUCUGCCAGCGGAUGUCCUCUGCACUGGAGUCAGUCACAGUCAGCGACAGACCCCUCGAGAUGUCAGUCACUAAAGCAGAGGUAGCCCCUGAAGAAGAUGAAAGGAAAAAACGACGAAGGGAAAGGAAUAAGAUUGCAGCUGCCAAGUGCAGGAACAAGAAGAAGGAAAAGACAGAGUGCUUGCAAAAAGAGUCAGAGAAGCUGGAAAGUGUGAAUGCUGAACUGAAGGCUCAAAUUGAGGAACUCAAGAAUGAGAAGCAGCAUUUGAUAUACAUGCUCAACCUGCAUCGGCCCACAUGUAUUGUUCGGGCUCAAAAUGGGCGGACUCCAGAAGAUGAGAGAAACCUCUUUAUCCAACAGAUAAAAGAAGGAACACUGUAG
Messenger RNA from Elephantulus edwardii (Cape elephant shrew), 540 nucleotides. RefSeq names its product activating transcription factor 3 (gene ATF3). Gene Ontology annotation, cellular component: nucleus. Gene Ontology annotation, molecular function: RNA polymerase II cis-regulatory region sequence-specific DNA binding; DNA-binding transcription factor activity, RNA polymerase II-specific. The record is from RefSeq and is a predicted model, not a curated record. Gene Ontology annotation, biological process: regulation of transcription by RNA polymerase II. The transcript is spliced from 3 exons. The coding region runs from base 1 to 540 and encodes 179 amino acids. Lineage: Eukaryota; Metazoa; Chordata; Mammalia; Macroscelidea; Macroscelididae.